CUGUGUGACAACAGUUGUCGUGGACGCCUUGAGCCGUUUUUGACGAAGACUCCACAGUUCUUAAGUUGUCGUGUGCCAUCUGGAGACGUUGUCAAUUCUACAGGUGCAUGACCUCUCCUUAAGAAGCUGCACGCUUUCGUGCUUUAAGGAAAUAUCGGGCUGUAAACCAUUUACGCUUUCGCGGUUUUAAGAUAUGCUAGCGAAAAUGUUAAGCGGUGCGAAUGCUCUUGUUAGAAAAUUCGAUCUUUUGAAUGUCAGUCAUAACAGAGAAGGAAGAAACAUUCUCAAGUUGGGAGUAUAUGAGAUGGAUACCUGGUUAACUAUCAAAUGGUUGUAGAUUUUUGGUUUAGGCAAGAAUGAAAAAAGUGAAAGGUUUAAUAAUUUAUUAUUAAAAAGUAUAUCUGGUUUCUAAAUUAAAACAUCUUUACCAGAAAGAAAGUUGUAUCUAUUGCUGUAUCCGGAGUAAAUUAGUAUAUUAUGUUAACAGUACAAGCUUUUGUAAAGUUACUGAAUUACAAAGUUGUCAAGCUGAAUAUGAAGUCUGUCAGCUAUUUCUACCAAAAGGCAUUCUACCAGUGAGAAUAUAAUUUGCAUUCUUUUUGAAGAUAAUUUUGUCUGUUAUAUUUAAUAUGGAUAUGGAUCCAAGAUAAAUUCAACCUAACUCUACCGAUUCUUUAGAAAGUGUCGCAUUAAAAUAUUUAUGAUGCACAGUGCUAAAUUCUCAAGAAGCCGCUCUCGUUGUAAACGAAUGGGUUCCCUAACAAAGGAUGAUGACGAAUUUAAUGAAUCCUCUUUGUCAUCUCUUAGUCGACCCAGCACCCAAGACAGCAAACGCUCUUCUUACAGUAGAUUAUCCACUGACAGCGGAGAGGGAUCAAUGGACGACUUCAACAAUCGUCGCAAUUCUUCUCCAGACUUUUGGAGAGAUCCCCUUGGAAGAAGGCACACAGCGCCUACAAGAAAACUACUUUCCUCUGAUUUAACAGUGGACGAAAUCAUACGUCCAAACACUGUCCAUGUCUGGGGUGGUUGUUCCCCAAGAUGUUCUUUAUCCCGCUAUGCUCCACUUCCAGCCAUCGGGGCUCAACCAGAUAAGUAUGAAUCCAGUGAUUUUGAACGUCCAGUGCCAGUGAGACGCCAAUGCUUCAUGGGGCCGUUAGACAUCGAUAUUCCAGAUUCUACAGCGUCUGAUGACAUUAAUGAUAAUGAGACUUCUUAUCAGCAAGAUGAUGAUGACAGUUCUCAUCCACCGUUAUUCUCAUUGACAUUAAACAGUGACAGCGAUUCAGAUUUCGAAGAUGAGUCUGAAAAUGUGCAACAGUGUGUGUCUGAAGGCGAAGAAAGUGAGGAAAAGCCACGUCGGACUUUAAUUAGAUCGGCAACAUUCACCAUAGAAAAAGAGCGUCCGGAUAUUCGAGGUCCAUUCUUGACUGUUGCUAUUCGUCUGCCUGAUGGUGCAAGAGUGGCCGAAAAGUUUGACUGCAAAGAAACUCUACGGAAUGUGUGCGAAUUCGCUAUUAGCAAAAUGGAAGAUCCUAAGCCGCAGAGAUAUUCUGUGGUCACAACAGACGUGCCCAAACGAACUUUCAAAGAUUUGACUCUAUCGCUUAAAGAGGCUGGUAUAGAUGAUAAAACCCUUUUGUAUUUGCAGAUACAUGACGAAUAUGAUUCUGAUUAAGAAAUAAGUAUAUAUAGUAGAUAUUUGAAUUUUAUUUCAUUAUAAUUUUAGUUAAGAAAUAUUUAAAUUAAUGAAAUACUAUCGACAUUCGUGUUGAAGGAGUGGUAAAAUUUGUAAAAAUUAAGUCAUUAUAUAUCUUAAAUUUAAAUAGUAUGUAAAAG
This is a messenger RNA of Argiope bruennichi, 1839 nucleotides long. RefSeq lists its product as uncharacterized. Bases 701 to 1678 code for a protein of 325 amino acids. The transcript is spliced from 2 exons. Gene Ontology annotation, molecular function: protein binding. The record is from RefSeq and is a predicted model, not a curated record. Lineage: Eukaryota; Metazoa; Arthropoda; Arachnida; Araneae; Araneidae.